AUGAUAAGGCUGGAGAAGAGACAGACGAGGCAGCAGCAGAACCAAGAUAAAAGGAACAAUUCUCCGGGUUUAUAUUUCCAGGCCAUCGCACGAGAGAACAAGGAACAGCUUCCUGUUGAAAUCCAGCCUUCUACUGUUCCCAACGACAAAAUCCUCAAAGUCUUCACUCAAAUGUCUCAAGUAAGACACAACCUGACACAUCCUCGCUUUAUUCUGGUGGAGGAAGAGGAUGAGGCUGACAUCAUUUGGAAUUAUGAUCACAUCAAAGACUACAGGAAGCUGAGUGAAGAGCGGCCUCAUGUCAUGCUGAACCAGUUCCCCUGUGAGAGCUUAGUGACAGUGAAGGACUGCCUGGCUGCCAUGGGCCGCAGGCUGAAAGGCGGUCCCACAUCUGACUGGCUUCCAGAGACCUUCAACCUCCAGACGGAGCUUCCACACUUCAUCAAACAUUAUCAGCUGAGACGACUCAGGGGAGAAGACAACUACUGGAUCUGUAAGCCGUGGAACUUGGCCCGGGGUCUGGACACACACAUCACCAGUAAUCUGAACUUCAUCAUCAGACAGAGAGAGAGCACACCAAAGGUGGUGUGUAAGUACCUGCAUGAUCCGGUGCUGUUCAGCAGAGAAGUAGGAAUGGUAAAGUUUGACAUUCGCUACAUGCUGAUGCUGCGCUCGGUGCAGCCACUGCGUCUCUUUGUCUACGAUGUCUUCUGGCUGCGCUUUGCCAACAAGCCCUUCUCUUUGGAUCAUUUCGAUGACUACCAGAAACACUUCACUGUUAUGAACUAUGCAGAAGGAGUGCAGCUUAAACAGGUUCACUAUGAUGAGUUCAUCCCCAUGUUUGAGCAACAGUACCCUCAGUAUCCAUGGAAAGACGUGGAAGCAGACUUAUUUAAGGCUUUCAAGGAAUUCUUCCAAGCCGCUUCAUCUCGGCCAGCACCAUAUGGAAUCUGUCCAUAUCAGUCAUCCCGGGCCAUCUAUGCUGUGGAUCUCAUGUUGAAGUGGUGUCAAGGGCAAAAUGGUGAGCGGCUCAUGCAGCCUCAGAUCCUGGAGUUGAACUUUAGCCCUGACUGUGCCCGGGCCUGCCUCUACCAUCAUGACUUCUACAACCACAUGUUCCAGACUCUGUUCCUGGAUCAGCCUGAGAACUGUCCAGUCACUCAGAUAGUGUGAACAAAGCUUCACUACAGAUGACUCUUUAUGGUUUAGGCUUUUAUCAGCUUUUUCAGUAUUAAACUGGCUGAUGUGUUUCACUGCAACAUAUUUUGUCCAAUCAAUUAUAAGGUAAACGACCUGCUCAGAAAGUAGGGGUGUCCAUGUUUUUUGUUUUCAAAUAGGAAAUCUGACCCUGGUAGAUGACAAAUGGCACACAUCUACCGACUGAAUUUAAUAAAAACAGGAAAAUAAAUAUAUAAGCAAUUAAUACAGCUGUAUUAUAAGAAAAUUGAGGUGUUUGGGAACAACAGCAUCUCAGCCACGAAAUAUUAGGCCGCGUAAACUGACAGAGUGGGGUCAGUGGAUGCUGAAGAUCAUAGUGUGAAGAGGUCACCAACUUUCUGCAGUAAAUUGCUCCAGUACUUCAUAUGCCCUUCAGAUUAGCUCAAGAACAGUGUGCAGAGAGCUUCAUGGAAUAGGUUUUCAUGGUGACCAAUUGCAUCCGAGCCAUACAUCACCAAGUACAAUGCGAAACAUUGGAUGCAGUGGUGUAAAACACGCCGCCAUACAGUGGGGGCGCAUUCUCUGGAGUGACGAAUCGCGCUUCUCCAUCUGGCAAUCUGAUGGCAGAUUCUGGUGUGGAUGGCCAAUCAAGUUCAUCCACCUGGUUGGUGCAACCCAAUAAAACACCUUUGGGAUGAAUUAGAGCAGAGACUGAGAGCCAGGCCUACUUGUCCAACAUCAGUAUGUGACCUCACAAAUGCACUUCUGGAAGAAUGGUCAAAAAUCCCCAUGAACACAUUCCUAAAGCUUGUGGACAGCCAUCUCAGAAGAGUAGAAGCUGUUCUAGCUGCAAAGGAUGGACCAAUGUCAUACAGAACCCUAUGGAUUAGGAAUGGGAUGCUACUUAAGCUUAUAUGUGAGUCAAGGCAGGUGAGUGAAUACUUUUGGUAUUAUAGUGUAUUUUACCACCAUCAAAGAACACAUUAUUAAAGUGACUCAAUAAGUCCAAUGUCCAGACCUCUUCUAAACUUUUUCAUGCUCAAUUUAUUAGUAAUCCUUUACUAAUGCAGUUAACUUACAGCAUAAUUUGGCUGCAGCAAUCAGGGGAUGAUGCUAAAUCAAAUGAUUAUAAUAAAAAAUCAUCUCAAUCUAAGAACACAUCUCCCUAACUCUGAAACUGAAUUUGAGAGACUGUGCAUGGAAUGUGAACCCCAAUACAGGCCUGAUGGAGAAUGAGACCCAACAAAGUGUGUGGAAGGCAGGAGGCAGUCCCUUUUAACCAAUUGAUGAUUGAUAUCCUUGCUGGCCAGUGAGACUUUGCCUUGAACAUUGGGGCCCCCAGGCCUCAACAGAUGGUUGAGCUCCAGUUUAUAACUGCAGUCUUUAGUCAUUCCUGGGUUGUUUCCUCACACACAGAAUAACCCUCUGCUGACCCUGCAAAACGUGGCAAAAAAAAAAUGCAUAAGAAUGUCAUACUGAGAACCUAAUACACCAUUCACAUGGUAGUGGCAGCAUCAUGAUGUGGUAUGGUGGGGCGCUAGACUAACUUUUUGCACUGGUGCAUCUAACUUUUUCUUCUUAGAUUCACUAGCACAAAAGUUAUGUGCACCCAAAUUUCUGACCAUGCUGCAGUUUUAAAGUUCCUUUAAAAAAAAAACACUAUAAUAUUAAGGUAAUAUUGACCUGCAAAUGAUUAAUGGUUUUCUUCAUCAAGAACAGCUAAACUGAUCACAGUUGAUUGAAGUUGGUUGGAUGUAAUGGAGGACAAUCCUGGAGAAAACCUGUUUGAGGCUGCAGAAGACCUGAGUCUGGGGUGGAGGUUUGCCUUUCAGCAGGUCAACCAACCUAAACACACAGCCAUGCUGUAAAUCAUUUUGGUGUCAUGGUUCAAAUAUGAAGUCUGACCUAUUGGGUUAGAUCAAAAAUGGGUUACAUUUAAGGAUAGUCCUGUAUUCCUGUGUGGUUCAGUCUAAUUCCAUGCCUAAUCCUACUGAGAAACUGUUACAAGGCUUUAAAAAAAUCCACAGUCCACAGAUGCUGCCCAUAUCACUAGACUAAACGUGUGCAACUUUCCAAAGAAGAAUCAAAACUUUUGAAUACAAAUGCAAAAUAAAGCAUAAUUUCUACUUCAUAAUUGUAACCUCUGUUAUAUGUUAUAUAAAUUAUAAUAAAGUCAAAAUUUGUAGCAGUUGUACUUGCAUCAUGACAAAAUUGAAAAUUUCAAGCAAUCUGAACACUUUUGUGUAUGGGGUGUGCAUGCGUGUGUAUGUUGGGUGCUGAAUUUGCUAGGAGUUUGCAUUUUCUCAACAUGGAUUCCCUUGAGGUUCUCUAAUUAUAGAUGGCCACAACCUCCACCAGCAACCCUGCACAAAUAAGCAAUAUAACCUGUAAGAUUCAUUAGACAUGAGAUAAAUUUAACAAACUACCAGAAUUCCAAACAAUGGGAUCUCUGCUGUUUAAAUAUAUGAAGAGAGAGCUUAUUGACUUAUAUUUAGUUGUCUACACGUACUUUUGAGGCAUUAAUGGAAUUCCAUAUAUAUAUCUUAGAAAAUAACUAGACCGUAAAAUACUCGUUGCUACAUUGGUAGCCACGCCUUCCCAUGACACCGCCAAUCAGAGUUGACGCUGGGGUUAUAUAAACCCAUCGGUCCAACGGUUAAGGUUUGCCCCUCCCACUAUGAUUUCAGAGUAAUGCUAUGUCAGAGUUGGGGGACGUUAGGAGAGCUCGUGUGAGUUGAAGGGAAGGGCAGUGGAAGUCGCGUGACCUCAGUCUAACUUAUGUUUGUGGAUUUGCCCGGCGUGCAUUUUGGAAAACCUUGCUCGAAGUUCAUUAGCGGAAAAAACAGGAAGUAACUUUCAAGUUGUGAACAACUGUACGCCUUCAGUAGGAACCAGCAGAACGAAAAGAGGUGUUCAGUGACCAGGUCAGGUCCGAGGUGAUGUGGAUUCCCAGAAAUUUGAUGUUGCCUGCGCACUCCACUUCCUCCCCUUGAAUUCUAAUAGAUAAGUCAAGUGCUUCCUAGAAAUGUGGGCGUUCCUUCGGCCAAAAGAUGAUUCAUGAUCCUCUGUGAAAUUACAUGCCGCUAUAACCAAGGAAUGACAUUUUGUCAAUAUGUACUGAAGAUUACAGUGACUUGUUGUUCUACUUGGAAUCAACUGGACUGGGCACAAUCAUAACAGAUAAUCUCAGGAACCAAAGACCUACCAAUUUCACUGAAGACCAAAGCAAGCACUACAUUCCUUGACUCAAACCAUGGAGAGCCUUACUCUUUAAAAUAAGGAUCAGAGCCAGAAUUUCCAUUUCACAACUUUGCAAUUUGGAUGCCUCCCAGAGAAAACAGACCCUACAUGUAUGGUGGAUAAGAAGGGACAAACUAACGAAUGCUCAGCUGAAUGGGCCUUCGGUCUUUGGUGUGUUUUAGUGUCCUUAAGGAAGAAGUACUUGGAGGCUCAACAAAGGAUCCCUUGAACAAUUUAGUGAUGGAGUCUCCCCAUUCAGACCAGUAAUAAUUUCACACCAUUGUUUUAUUUUUUCUAAGAAAAGUUCUGGAAGAUUCUCAAAGCUUCCAUCAGACAAUGUUCUUACAUUCACCUCUUCAUUGUCAACCAUCCACUGUCAGUGUCUUAACAGACAAUAUACUGACAAAUGACCAAAUAUGUGAAUGGAUUGCUUCCAUGGUUUCAGAAUUUAGGUAUGCAAGAGAACAAGGUGUGUUCACCAGCAGAACCUCUGAGCAACACGACUCUGAAACCAGCACAUCACCUCCCAACUUGGUAGUCACCUCCCCCCAGGCCUCCACCUCUGAUAAAGACGAUGAGCACAAGCAAAAUUUUAAUCUGACUUUUUCUCAGCUGGGUUCUGUCACAGUUGGUCAGUCACCUGAAGAAGACGGUUUAAGGACAACUACAAAAUCAAGUUCUGAGAAGAAAGAACAUUCACAGAUCCUGUCAGAAGUCUCCAGCACCCAUGAGAAGAAGGAUGAACAGAGUUCUGUCAUUAACACUACCAUUGAUGACUUUAGCAGUGAUGAACUGACAAAGGAGUCCGAUCGAACAGUGACUGGCAAUUCAUCAGAUAAAGACUCCAUGUUUCGGUUAGAUGGCAGCAAGACUUUAGAUGACAAAGACGGAAAAAGUGAAGUUUGUCAGCAGCAAAAGGGGUAUGAAAUCAAAGAGUGGAGAGUAGUAGUUGCCUCGAGGUCAAGUACAACCAAAGAAGAGUCCAGGAAAGCUGGUAAAACUCAAACUGAUGGAGCAAGCUCAUUGGGUUCACGCCAACAGAACUCAACCAAUGUAUUGGACAAAAGGCUCCAACAAACCAAACCUAACCAUCCAGCACAAAGCAACACAGAUGGAACACCAAAUUUUCAAAUUCUAACUGAUCCCCAGUAUGAUAAUAUUUCAGAUGUGGAAGAGCCCUUAGGGUUGACUGCCAGAUUUCUGAGGGUAGAGCAAUAUGAAGACAUAAGUGAAGAUGAGAAUCAGGGCAGUGGAAAACGAGCUGGGAAGAUGGGCUCUACCCCACCUGUUGUAUCUGAGGCCUGCAGUAAAACAUUAGAAAAUGUGCAGAUUUACGAUUCCCCCAAUACACCCACACUCGAUGAAAUAACAGAUGUCCAUUCUCUGCAUUCUGUUGAAAAUGCUGAUGAGUCAGAACAUAACUUGUGUAUUGAUAGAGAUCAUGGAGGGCAGACAAGCCACUUCUAUGAGGAAUUUAGCGAUGAGUCUGAUGAGGAGAGUGAGGUUGAGUUUGAAGUGGUACCUGUAAUGAUGUCAGACCUUAACCCUGAACCGGUGGAAGAGGAGCCUGCUUCAGGAAAAAUUAUGCAACAUGACUGUUAUCAUGAAAACCAAAUUCACCAGCAUGACGUAAGUGCAAGACAAAGUUGUGCUCCAAAGCCAGUACCGGCAUCUGCAUUUUCCCAGAUGGCCAUCUUUGACACGCCAGACGAUCAAGAACAAGCCAUUAGAUGUGGUCAGGUUUCCUUUGUCGCACUCCCCUGUGGCAGCCCUGAGUCAACAUCAGGACAAGGUGAGGACAGUUGUGCCACUGAGGACAGUUGUUCUUAUUCAUCUGGUCCUGAGUGCAACUAUAUGACUGCGUCUAAGGAGCUAUAUAAGAGCAUAUCAUCUGCCCAAAGAAAGACUGGCCACUGCGUCCCUGAAAACAGGGAGGAUGUGCAAAUGCCUCCAGAUGAUGGUAUAAUUGACAACCUGACUUUGGAUGUGGAAGAUAAGCACCGUGAGUCAGAAAUGAAGAAACAAUCUCAAACUUCACAGAAUUCCAAACAAAAUGAUGAAAGUGUUGUGAUUAUUUUGUCUGACUCGGAUGAAGAAGGUAGAGAAAAAUACAAUAUCGCAAAGAUGACUUCGACAGCAACUUCAGUAGACUGUGGCAGAGGUUCUUCUAGACAAGAGAGGAACACAGCAACUCCUGAAGUAGCAACAUUGGACAAGAACCAAAAGAGCAGCAGGUCAAGAGUGAGUUGGCAACAGUCUGGCAAUGAAGAUCCGACAAGAGAGGUUAUCUCAGCGGAAGCAGAGGACAGUGACGACUUCUCAAAUGCAGGUGUAAAUGUUUUGGUUCCUGAAAGGAAAAAACAGAGAACAGCCUCUAGCCACCCCAGACGGUUAUCAGAGGCAGACAUCACUAAAAAUUUCUGUAUAAUUGAUCGCAUGAUUGUUAUAGAAUCUAAAUCUGGUGAGCCGGCUACACUUGUCAGGGUACCCAGAGACCCCAGGCAAGGUCUGCGUCAAUCCAUGCCAAUGGCAAAGUCUUCAUUUACAGAGAGGGAUAGGAUUAGAGAGCAACCUGACAAACCUGCCUCCAUCCCCACUAGAACUCAUGUAGAAGCCCACAAGAACUCUCGUAGACGCAUCAUGCAUACUUCACAGUCUCCCUCCUCUGACAACCCUUCAGCAAUGGAUCAUCCCUUCACUCCUGCAAGGUUUCCAUCAUCUUCAGCUCCUGUUCAGUCAAUGCCAGUCACCAGCCAUGCAAGGGGAAAAGUGUUUAGAACCUGGAAAGAUCAGCAUGUCCCUCUGCGCAGGGAGAAAAAACACAAGAGGGCAAAUUCCUUCCAACGUCCUCGCUAGAUGGUUCACCAGUAGCUCAGAUGGCAGUGGUUUUUCCCAGGAUAUGAUGAUCACUGAGAAAAAUUCUAUUAGGUCAUUUAUAUUUUAUUCAUAAUUCUAUUAAACAGUAAAAUAUGUAUAAAGUAUCACAUUCUGGAUGUUUAAAUAUAUCUUAUUGUCUUAUUUCCAGUAUUGUAUCUCAUUGUUUUUUGGGACAAAUGUAAAUUUGAGAUGUCACAUGUGAAUGUUUUAUCAACCUCAUGUUGUACUGAACAUUUGACUAAAAUCCUCACUUUUCACCUA
This is a messenger RNA of Xiphophorus hellerii (green swordtail), 7536 nucleotides long. RefSeq names its product tubulin--tyrosine ligase-like protein 12. The transcript is spliced from 13 exons. Gene Ontology annotation, cellular component: cytoplasm. Gene Ontology annotation, biological process: protein modification process. NCBI's taxonomy places the organism in Eukaryota, Metazoa, Chordata, Actinopteri, Cyprinodontiformes, Poeciliidae. Bases 1 to 1173 code for a protein of 390 amino acids. The record is from RefSeq and is a predicted model, not a curated record.